Porites lobata is the source of this 12504-nucleotide messenger RNA. The record is from the annotation of a GenBank genome assembly. Lineage: Eukaryota; Metazoa; Cnidaria; Anthozoa; Scleractinia; Poritidae.
AUGUCUUCUGUGGCGGCGAUGGAACAAGCGACUUUAGGUCAAUAUUUUAGCACAAGAAAGAAAGGUCUGGAAGAUUUCCAUCCUGCAAAGCGAAGGAAAGUUGAAGCGACAGGCAUUGAAAGCGAGGUUUCUAUCAGAAGGAGUACGCGAGCGAAGCGGCAAGUGGCGUCCUCUCAAACAAAGAGCAACGCUCGAGCUCGCAGAGGAGCUAAAAGCAGAGCGAAAGAAUCUUUGAAUGAAAGAAAUUGCAAAUCUUCUGAAACACUAGAUAACAACGUUGUUAGCGAAACAACGUCAUUGUGUGAUGAUCAUGCUUUCGCCGAAGCUUUGAUCGGAAAGUUAUCGGAUGCGCAGCGAAAGCGCAAGAUGGCGUCCAAAGGAAUAGUUGAAACUGACGAUUCCACCGCGAGCGUCUCCAGGGACAGAAAACAGGCGCAAGAAAAUAGUGAAGACGUCGAGCCCAAGCAAAGGAAUCGGAAGCGAACGCAGAGAUCUUCAAAGAAACCACCAAAAGACACAAAAAGUAUGGAGGAAAAGUUAGUUUCUUCCCAGUCAAAGACGGAUUGCUCAGACGAGCAGACGUUGCGCGAGUCCGAUAUCCCAGCCAACAGGGAAGCAGAAAUUCAGUCGUCACCUUGCAAGACUCCACCUAUUGUGAGAAGGAUCGAUGGAGGCGUAAAAAGUAAUCCAUGGAUCGCAGAGCAGGCAAGAAUGGUUCUAAGCCGAGGUAGAGCAGCAGUGAGUAUGAGUCAACAAGGAAAGAGAAAGAUCAAGGAUUGUGUUCAGAUCACUUCCACCAAUGAAAGCAAUUCAGGUUAAUAUUCUCAUCAGAUGUAGUAUGUCUUAGUUAUAAAGGAUUCAGAAAACUGUUCUCAGCAGUCUUGGAGACGCACGCAUAAUUAGUAGCAAAAAAAGAGAAUGGUUUUGCAAAUCCUUUUUUCAAAUUCCCAAUAAAAUGGCAAUCCAGCUCCUCGUUUAGGACUGGUUUUUUAUAGCCAAAAUCUGGCUUCACAGGCCAAUCCGUUUUUUGCAUUUUACUGCAAUUUCAAAAUGUGGAUUUCACAUACUAAAUCCAGUUUUUCCAAUCAAAUGUACUCUUAAGACAAGCAUCCACAUCCCGCUCGGAGCAAGAGAAAUUUGAGAGCUGCUUAUCCUGAAGGAUUUUAUUUAUUUAUUUACUUUAUUUUUUUCCAAGCCAAAAAGGCUGGCUGUUUCUCUAGUUAGUUAGCAAGAACAGUACAGUGUGGAAAAGAAGCUUCAAAUUUUUUAGUCUGUUGGCAAAGUGAUGGAGCAUUUUUGUUAAUAUUCUAACUGGUCAGAGAAUUUUCAAUAUGACAUUUUUUUUGAGACCUUAAAAGGUACUCAAAGUUGGCUGCUAGCACACAUCAGAUUUCACAUACAUGAACAGUGUACUAGUUCUUUCAUACUUUAAGAGACUGAAUAACAUACCAUUCCAUUUUCUUGCAGUGAGAAGCUCUAAAACUGGAGGAAAUGCCACCAAAGCUGAAGAAGAUCUCGCGAAGGCAAGGAAACUGAUCAAAAGCAUGAGAUCACUAGAAAAAAGUGCAUCCAAAAGUUCACAAUCUACUACUGAGGAUAAUAAACAGAGGCUUCACCAAGUCGCACAGGAGGUUCCAGCCUAUGAAAGAUUCCAUGCCCUGGCUCAGCCCAGUCCAACAGCGGUAUCACCUGCAACUUUACCCCUCCCCUACAAGUACAAGAGUUUGGCAGAAAUGUUCCGCUGCACUGAUACAGUGCUGAACCUGCUGGGACAACGGAAAGAGAAGUGUACGUUCUCAAAGCUCAGAGAUGCUGUACAGCAGAUGUCCAGAAAGUAAGAUUGUGAACAUUCAUUUUUGAUCUGUGGGGGUUGCCUUUGUUGAACAAUACAAUCUACAUCUUAAAUCAAAGGUCUUCUUAAGGGAUAAGCUUGUUGCCAAUGCAAUGAUUAAGAUAGGGUUGUCAGUAAGGGCCAGGGUUUUUCCCUGGCUCAGUGUUCUCCCUAACUUUUAGCUCAGCAGGUAAAGGACCAUUCAUGGCCGGAAAGGCAAAAAAUAUGCACCAGAGGCACAAUUUUCCGGGGGCGGGGGCGGGGGGGGAGUGUAGUGAGGGACAUGGCCCCGCUGUAGCUGAAAAAUUUAGGAGCUAAGUUCUCGGAACGUCAUUCCCUCAUUUUAAGACCUAUUUUACACAAAUUGGCCAUUGUCGUCCUUAGAUAACAAUUUAAAACGUUUAAUUCCAAUAAUUUUACUCUGUCUUCAAUGUUCUCUUUCCAAAAUGCUUGGCCAGGUAAAAGAAAAGCUGUGUAUACUCUAGUACUUUUCAUAUAUUCAUUCAUUUCCUUGUGGGAAUUGGCUGAUCGGAUCACCACUUGCAUAUUUUUUAAAACUACUGUUGUGUCUUGAUUGCAUAUUGAAAACAAUUUGAAUGGAUUAUUAAGUCUGCACAAGGAACACUCCGGAUCUAACCUGCCAUGCUUUUAAUAAUCAGUCCCAUGAUCCUUUGUACACUCCGAUAUCAUGUAAGCUAUACUGAAAGUACACUACAUCCUUUCCUUUUUCGGAACACCAUAUACCAGGGAAACAUAAAACGGCCUUAGAAAAUACUAGGAGAAACCGAAACAAACUGCAUAGCUGCACAACUAGUGUAAACUUGACUUCACUGGGAUGAAGUUGUGCAGUUCAAUAAUAACACUAGUGAAUUAACUUAACACUGUCUUAGCAAGAUACUAAUAGGUCUAAUAAGUCAACUCAUAUCAAAGUCUUGAACUUCUCUGGUAACUUCUUAAGACAAACGGGUCAGGUAGCUAUAGCAGUUCUAGCUUUUCCACAAUCCGUCUCAAGGUCUGUCGGGGCUGGUCUCUUUGAGACAGCAUUCCGUUCCUUUCCGCCAUCUGCCUCAAGAUCCGUCGGUAGAGUAGGACUCUCUACGUGAACAUCCUCUUCAACAGGCAGAGAAACAGUCUGACUUGGCAUGAGUGGCAGUUCCUCAUACUUUUUGACGUGCGCAGUGUUCCUUUUUAACUGGACACCCCCAGGAGACUUGAUAAUAAUGCUGCUGCCAUUCCUGCUAACAACGUCAUAUGGUUCUGGUGCAAAAUAAUGGUGUUGAAAACUUGUUUGCUUCUCUUGUUUUUGUAACACUCUGUCACCUAGAACCAGACCUGAAUACUCUGCAUGCCCCUUCUUGUCUGCAUAUAAUUUAGCUUUUGUUUUCAUUUCUCUGUCUCUGACUUGGACUUCACUCGCUACACAGUGUUUGCCGAAUUCAGGUAACUUGGUCUGGAUUUUUCUUCCAAACAAAAGUUCAGCUGGCUUCACUCAAGUGGUGGUGUGAGGAGUCGAUCUAUAUGCUAUCAAGUUUUUUUGAACUUCUUCCUUUCACUGUUCGCCCUCGGCUUGCGCGAUCUGCAUCCUUUUCAAAAGAGAUCAGUUCUGCCUUCCCACCUCGCUAUUUGCUUUGGGCCAUAAAGGCGUGGUCUUCCUGUGCUCAUUACCACAUCCUUCCAAAUAUCUUUCGAACUCACUUGAAAUAAACUGCAGCCCAUUGUCUUUGGUUACUGAUAGUGGUAAACCAUGAAUCAUGAAGAUUCUCUCCAGACUCUCAAUGAUCUUCUCAGAUGUUGUGGAAAACAGGAUCUCAAUUUCAUAAUAUCUGCUGAAGUAGUCAACCACGACUAACCAGUGCUCGACUUUCAGAAAAAAAUCGUGGGGCCAGCUGGCCCCCAACUUUUCAUUUUUUGUCGCCAGAACAAGUAUUCUGGUGGCCAAAAAUUAUAUUUUAGAAUUAAUGGAUUUAGUUUUCUGAAGGAUAACGGAUUAUCAUUAGUGUACGUUUUCCCAAAGAAGAGAGUCACCUCUUGAUGGACCAGGCAUGAAAGGACCCAAUAAAUCCAGGGCCAAGUCUUCUCAUGGACCUUGUGGACCAAUAAAUCCAGGGCCAAGUCUUCUCAUGGACCUUGUGGUAAGGGAAUUGACUUGAUUGGCUUGGGGUGGGCAGGACUGCUUACUGCUUACUAGCUGGCAUCCAAAACACUUAUCAAAAUAUCCAAGGGUUUACAGUGCACUUGAUAAUCUGGUCUUCAGCUCAUUGAAUGCUCUUCUCUGCUCAUCUCCAAACCUGAAACGAACGCCUUUCUUUGUUAAUUUACACAAAGUUUCACCUAUGGUGGCAAAGUCCGGGAUAAACCGUGCCUUGUAGUUAGCUAGAUCCGAGGAAGCUUCUAACUUUGGAGGCAUUCUGUGGCUCUCUUGCCCUAACAACACCUUUCACUUUCUCUUCAGUUGGUCCAAUGCCCUUGUUUAUUAGUAUCAGUCCCAUAAACACUAGCUUGGUCGUGUGAAACUUGCACUUUUCUGCAUUUACUGUCAGGUUUUACUCUUUCAAUUUCUCCAAAACUUGCUUUAACCUCUCAUCAUGCUCCUCAGUGGUUUUUCCAUGCACAAUUAUGUCAUCAGAGAUGUUUCCAACUCCCUCACAGUCACUAAGCGCUUGCUGAAUAACAUGCUGAUACACUUCUGGGGCUGAACUUAUUCCAAACAUCAGGCGCUUAUGCUGAAACAAUCCAUGAUAAGGGAUCAAGGUAGUAAUGCUACAGGAAUCUCGAUGGAGUUCUUUCUGAUGGUAACCCAUUUUAAUCAAGCUUGCUAAACACUGUGCUUUGGUUGAGGCUUUGGAGUACUUCAUCCACAGUAGGUAUGGGGUAGCGUUCUCUGAUUAUCACUUCAUUGGCCCUACGCAUAUCCACACAAAGCUGAAUCUUAUCAUUCUGUUGUGGUACCACCACUACUGGACUAACCCAUGGUGUCAGGCCCUUUACUGGCUCAAUAAUAUCCAUGCUUACAAGUUCCUCGACCUUUUUCUUCACCUUGUCACGGAGGCUGAACAGAGUGCGCCUGUCUGGCUGAGCCACCGGGGGUACAUUGGGACUGACAUGUAACUUGACCUGAUAGUCUUUUAACUUGCCCGCACCAUCAAACACUUCUUUGUAAUCUGACAUGAUCACUUCUUUGGACUGUAGUGUAUAGACUGGAACACCGAACUUCAACAGUUUCUCUUCCAAGCAGUGCUUCUCCUUCACCAUCAAUGACAACAAAUUCAGCUUGAACCUCAUUCUCAGCUACUUUUGUUGAUACUGAAAAUGUCCCCAAAACUUUUAGCGGCUCCUUGCUUCCGUACGCAUAAAGCCUCUUGUCACACUUCUUGGAUACACAGGCAAUCUUCUGCUGCUUUAGUUCACUCCAUAGGCCUUUGUCUACAACAUUAGUGCUUGCCCCCGAAUCAAUCACCAUUUUCAGAACACACACCCACAAUCACCUCUACUUUUUCAGGUUGUGACAUCGAUUUUACAGUGAACACAUACUCAUCUUCCUCGUCAUUGUCUAAUCCCUGCAUGUAUCUUGCCUUCCCCUUCUCUUUUAGCUCCUUAUCGGUUUUUGGUUUGCCUGUCUUGGUUCUGCAUUUCGCAGCAAAAUGAUCAGCACCACCACAUGUUUUGCAGGUCUUUCCUUUUGCAGGACAUUCAGGAUCUCUACCAAAAUGUCCCGUGUGGCCACAUCUAUAACGUAUGUUUUGUUUUCUCCCGACUUCUUCUUCCCUUUAUGGUGAUGCUUGCUUUCACAUGAGUCCCAAAUCUGAUUCACAUUAGCGGUUUUACCCAUCAUACAUGUACUCUCCAACUGAGCUUGCACGGCUUCAUAAGAUGCUGCUGUUUUAAGAAGAACAUGUAGGGUUAAAGUGUCACCUUUCUUUUACAAUUUCCACCUUAACUCAUGGGGCGUACUCCGCUGAACAACUUGAUCUUGAGUUUGAUUAUCCCCCUGAUCACCAUAAUCGCAAUCUUUCACGACCUGUUGUAACCUUGUGACAAACUGAGCCACCAUUUAACCUUCACGUUGUUCCAUACUCCGGAAGACAUGAUUUUGGUAUGUCGAAUUUAACCUUUGGAAUGAAAUACACAUUUAAAGCAUUAAUUUUACAGCUUUCUCAUACUCGGCCGCUGUGCCCAUGUCAGCCAAAAUCUUGAAGAUUUCUUGUACUUGUUCCCCAGCACAGUGCAGAGGUAGAGCUCUUCGUUGUACUUUAUUGUCAGCUUUAUGUGCUUGAAUGAUGAGGCCUUUGCUGUCAGCACAUAAUGAAAAACUUUAAACCCAUCGUUGCCAUGGCCUGCCAAUGCUCAAUGGGUCACUGUUUGGGUCGAACAGUUUUACACUCGUCAGUAGAUCAUCUGCCUUGGUUGAGGCCAUACUUCAGUUAACUGGACGUAAAAGAACAUCCUCGUCACCAGAUGUUGUCUUAAUCACAUAUUGAAACCGAUUCGAGUGGAUUAUUAAGUCUACACAAGGAACACUCCAGAUCUAACCUGCCAUGCUUUUAAUGAUCAAUCCCAUGAACCUUUGUACACAGAUAUAUCAUGUAAGCUUUACUGAAAGUACACUACAACUACUAAUUUAAUUUUAGUAAACCUUCAAGCGGUUGCAGGCAGUAAGAAGUGUUGCUUCAGGUGGUAAUUAAUUUUACCACUUGCGUCCUGAUAAGGAGAACAUUGACUGGCUACUAUGAUCAUCACCCCAGCUAUUUUCAUCGCAAACAAAAUGAAAAUAAGAUCAAAAGAACUGCAUAUGUCUGGGAAUGUGAAAUCUUAAUUACAACCCUGAAUAAAGACACUCGCGAAAGGGAAGCAAAUAGUUCGUGCCAAAAUGACGUCACCUGUUUCUAUUUUUUGCAGGGGAAACAAGUUGAACUCCUGGUCUCUCGCUCACUUUUGCCACAGAAAACGAAAAGUCUACAGCUUGCACUUUGUGCUCGUGAAAAAAUUUGAGUUCGACUUGUAGGCAAGGCUAAGUGUGGUCCCGAAGAGGACUGUUGUUGACAGUGACUGACAUCUCUUCUUAGAUUUGUUUAGCAUCAUAUUUUUGGAAAGGCCUUUUUUCUGUCUAGAAAAUUAGUCAAACUUUUUUAUUUCUGAAUUAAAUAAUUAUAGGAGGUUUGAGAAGAAACAUUUGGCACAGAUGAAAACUGUAUAUCCAUCAGCCCUAGAAUUCCGUCAAGACAAGUGUCCUGGGAAAUCUUCUUCAUUUGAGUUGACCAUUGAGUUUGGAAAAACAGAGGAGGCAGAUAAGAAACUAACGUUGACUGCAACUGAAUUGCUAGCAAGGAAAGAUGCUUUUGAGAAACGUCUACUGAAAUUAACCAAAAAGCACCACCAGGUACUACUCCACAAUUAUAUAUGUUCUGUUGACUCAUUAGUGUUGUAAACUUGAAAUACUUUUGAAUUUUGGCAAAAAAACCUUUUGAAGCUAGUUGACCAUCUUCUGACCACUCCUUUCUGGCUAUAAAGUGCCAAAACGUCCUAAAAUGUAGCUUUAAGGUCAAGCACUAAAUUGUGGCCUUCUGUUCCAGAUGCAAAAUAUCAGCUUCUGAAGUUAAGGCAUGUACAGAAAGCAAAAUUUCCAGCCAGUUUUUGGGCUUAAAAGUGACACAACACUAAUGGAUUUUUGCCUUUCUCUUUGUCUUCUCCCUUUUUUUUUUUGUUUUGCUUUGCUGGGCAUUUACUGGGCUUCAUUUUGGUGAAAAAAGUUUGAGAGAAAGCCUUUAGCAUUGUCAGAUUAGAUGGAAAAAAGUGCUGUUUAGUAGAGGAACUAGAUGUCAGAUUUUUCCUUGAGUGUUAAAACUUAAAUUCUUUUGCUUAUUCCAGGAUUUUCUCCAGAAUGUUAACCCAGCUGUAGUGGUUGAUGAUGAGAAGAUCAUGCGAUGGCACCCCAAAUUUCGACUAGAUGAAGUUCCGGAUGUUGAUGAAACUGCUCUUCCUCAGCCGCCAGUGGUCAAGACAUACAGUAGUGCUCAUGACGUGUUGGAGAAAGCACGAGUCAUGAUGGCGCCAAGGGUAUACACCUAUUUGAGAUAUUAAUACAAUAAUUUAAGUGUUAUGCUUGAUGUAGCUGUUGGCUUCCCUGGUUUUGUUUUCCUGCCCUUCAAAGUCACAUGACCUGGUCUUUAGCUCUUUUUCAAUGUUAUAAACAAUUUUUUUUUGGGGGCAUUUCAGAUCAGUGUUAAUUGACUUCAAAUCUUUAAAAUUGCAGUAAAAGUAGAUGUCUCCAUUGUUGGGGUCGUUUUAUUAUUCAGAUCAGUACUCACCAAAAAGCUAUAUUGGCACAAAUCAAAUCUUUAACCAUCUAUUGUCAUAAAAAUAGAUGUCUGUGUACAGAGUGAAUAAUUUGUCGCCACACUUGAAAUAAUAUGUUCAGUGAAAAUAACCCAUUACAUGUUGAUUAAGUUUUAUAUGUAAAAAGUGAAAAACAUUUCAGAAAAAAUAGUUUCGUUUGUUUUUCGAUAAAGAACAAGUCGGCGAAACAACAGCAGAAACGGAAAAACAGAACAAGACAUAAGCUUUUGUUUAUUUUUUUAACUUUGCCUUUAUUAUAAUCAUGAAACUGGCCAUUUUUUUUCGCUCAUUUUCAAUUGUGCAUUGAGAACAAACAGUUAAGAUUACUUAUAGUUCUUGGAUUGGAUUAGAAUCCUUACAGGACAUCUUGUCAUUUUACGGUAAGUGUGUAGUGGCAAAUUUUAGCAUUUUUUAUUUAAAAUAAAAAUACAAAAUGAUGGAUGUCUCAGCAUGUUUUAUUGUGGAAACAUCGCGGUAUUUAAGACUGUUGUUUUUUGUAUCAGAAAUCUUUCUCGUUCGCUGCGCUCACUCUUUCGAUAUCUGAUACGUCAACAACUUGUGCGUAAAUACCAUAUGCCAGCACUUUCCAUGAAGUAUUCUCUAUAUACUACACUUGAAAUAAUAUGUUCAGUGAAUAUAACCCGUUACAUGUAGAUCAAUGUGCAAGGUAAAAUAUUUUCAAGAGCAGUAAAAAGAUUAUUUAUUUAAUAUUAUAAUCAUGGAACGUUUUUCCCCAACUGAGGUGGUGUGUAGAAUCCCAGGACAUCUUGUCAGUUACAGUGUGCUUAUUAUACCAGGAUGUAUUUUUAUUGUACAUCGUCAUCUUGUACAGAUUGUAAGACAGAGUUGUCGUGAGCAUAAUAAUUAAAAAAUCAGCCCAGUCAAAAUGAGCCGGCAGCUGGCAAUUUUGCUGCUUCCAGUGGAAUAUUGUGGCCUUCUCAACACUUGGGUUUAAUGUUAUUACACCUGUAAACGAAAAUCACACAAGUUUGGACCUUUGUUGCAGCUGCUCCGUACUUUAUCCUGCUUACCUCUGCAAAUAUUUUUUCAGGGCUGGUAAAAAUAUGUUGCUUAAAAUGAUGCUUUCCUUAGUUUUCUUGGUCAAUGUUUAUUUUGUUUAGGUUGAGAAAGCAUUACGAACAGUUGCCAAGGAACAAGACGAGAAAGAGCAGAAAAAUACCAACAAGCACAGUAACCUGCCUGAGGACAAAGAUGCAAAAACCAAGGAGAAUACACAGAACAAAAACAACUUCAAAAAUAAUGCAGCCUUGAAAGGGAUCUCACAAGAUUUGCUCAAUAAGGUAAGUGCAAAGCCCACAACACAUCAUCAGAAGCUCAUUGCAGACUGCAUAGAUGUGUCAAUUUGAACUCAAACUGUUGUCAUCUUUACUGUUUCAGUAAUGGUCUUGACCCUUGAAAGCAGCUCUCCCCUGUCAUUUUAAUAAUAGAUAGAUUUAGCCAAGACUUAAAGCAAAGCUCUUGUUAAUAAAUUUAUAAUUUACUUCAAACAAUAAACUUAUAGCCAUUACAAAAAAAUUCCACUUGGAGUUGAGCCAGCAAUCAGUUAAAAACUGACAAAAAUUAUUUGUCAGUGGAUAACUUCAAAAAAACAUGUCAUCUUGAUGGGUUGACACCUUAGCCUGCAAUAUGGUCAUGUGAGACUGGUCAGCCAAUACCAUGUUUUGACAGCUGUCAUAACGUGGAUGUGCACUAUCAGGGUACAGGCUCCCACACUGGCUUGAAAGUGUGAAAUUUUACAUUGGUUGCCCUGUGGUGAAAAUUUCUUGGAUGGAUAGAUUUCCACAUUUUCUUACAUUUGGGGUUACACUUACAAGCUUGGAACACAACUGAAAUGAUGGGGUACUCAUUAGUUAACAUGUGUCUAUUUGUGAGAAUUUGUUGAUGAAUAUUGGAGCUUGUUACAAAAGGGUUUAUUCAUGUCCUGUUGAUUUUAGAUUCGCCAGAAGGAAGCAAAGAAAAUUGAAGAAUGUAUGAUGCGAGAUCCAUUAGUUGACAAGAAACUUGCCAUGAAAGAACGUCUUCCUGAUUUGUGUAGAAUACUUAAGGCGUAUCCUUUAUUGACGUGAACAUUAUGAACAUGAAUAGGCCAAGUGAUGCUUUUUUCCCCGUAAGACAAAGUUUUAACAGUAAACAAACUUAACCAAUAUUUCCUUGACUGUGACCUAGUUAUUUUGUGACUGAGCGCAAAGCAGCUAUCCCAUUGGAAGAUGCAACAGCAAAACUAUCAGAAAGCUACAAGACCUCCUUGUCUCAAGGUAUGCAUUAGACCUUUUUCUUUCAAUAACAUCCUUAAAUAAUCAGUUAGAAACUGAACUUACCAAGUUUUACAGUUAAUUUUAAAAAAGGUGCAUUGCUGUUUAACGUGGGGUUUCUGUGACAUUAAUAGUAUUAUUGCAAGAAACAGAAUGUUGCUUGAGUUAAAUGUAUUCAUGAUGUUUGCUGAACUUAUUGGCAACUUAUCAUUAUUAUUAUUAAAAUUAUUAUUAUUCAAAAUUCCACAAGGGGAUUUCAUUGGUGGCUGCCUUUUAAAUGCUACCCGGGCGUGUGUGAUAAUGGCUUGAGCUCCAGGGUGCAAAGAAAAUCAUUUUUACAGCUUGCCAUUCGGGCAAGCUGAAGCUAGCAUUUACUAGCCCAGACGUCAUUUCAACUAGCCCCAAAAACUUUUUGUUCUUCUGUUAUUCAAACUCCUCAUAAAACAUCACUUGCCCGUCAGGCAAGUUGAAAACAGAAUUCACUAGCCUGAUAGCAAAAUCCACUAGCCCCGGGCUAUCGGACACUACUUUCUUUGCACGCUGAGCUCGUAAAUUAGUUUAGUUGAAUUGAACUGUUUUUUAAUGGAUUUUUUUUUUAAUAUAUAUAUAUUUAAUGGAAUGAAUUUUUCCAAUGGAAAUGAAGUGUCUGUUUUUUUUUUUAAUCGAAAGGAAAAAGUAGCAGGUGUGCACCCAAGCCAGUAGUCCAGCUUUAUUGAAUUGAGGGCGGGUGUGGCAGGGAAAAAUCAGAAACUAAUGUGUAGUAAACUACGUACUAUUGGAAAAUACAACGCGUGCACGCAAAGUGAACAAAACAAAGGAGCACACAGCUAGCAUUGAUGGAUAUAAGUAUAACAUAGUAUUGACUACAGUUACUAACAAUGAAAACUUGUUAUCACCGAAGUUUGUAGAAACAACUGAAGGUCAGUUAUUGAUAUAAUCUAAGAUAAACAAGGAGGUCUUGAACCAGAGCUGAGUCACCCAAUGUUCUUAUGUCCGAUAGCAACAUAUUUGCCAACCAGGGCAAAGUAAAUCAUAAUGAAACAAUGGCUGAAGUACGCUCUAAUUAGUUAACUCUAUUUUACGAGUAAAAUGUCCAUUAACAACUUAAUCGCUUAACUAUGUAGUCCAAGAUAAAAUACACACACAGUUUUUGGCAGUAAAUGGGACUAAAGGUUGUUGGGUGCACCCUGGGGUAAAACAAGGGUGGCGGCAAUACACCCCAUAAAGUGCAUGCAAUAAGGGUGGCCGCGACACACCCAAAACUGAGUAGAGAAAUAGGGUGGCAGCGACACACUCUGAUUAAAAUUAUUAUUACUGUUGUCAGUGUUUUAAUAAUCAUUAAAUUAUUAUUAUUACAUUCUGUAGUUCAAGUGGAGGAACACAUCAGAUUUAUGUCACAGCUUGUUCCAGAGUGGAUAUCAGUUCUUACAGUACGGAAAUGUGCCUAUGUGAAAAUCAACAAGACUGCAGAUGUAAACAACGUGAUUAACAAGCUCAUCACUAAAGAUGUCCAUUAAACGCCCGGGUUAGUUUUUGAAGUUUUAACAGUGAAAGAACUUGAUCUUGUUAAAAUCUAGUGGAACAGCCUUUGAGUUCAUUAUCUUCCAAUAUGGAAAGAGAAACUUGAGCUCUCAAAGUUUGCUCUUUGCAGAAACUGAGACUUUAGGAUUCCUUAGCAGCUGCGCAUGCAGAUUAGACAGUUGUCGAACAAACAUGGAAAAAGUUUGAAAUUGUUCCUAAGAACUUGAUGCUUUAAUCACACUAAAAUGUGUAUGAGUCAUCUAGACUCAAACAAAAAAAUUCAACCAAUCUUCUACUUUUACAAUGCAGUACUUUAUUAACAACUUGAGGAUGUAAAUACUGACAGAAAGGCAGGAUGACAUUGUUCCGUGACUCAACUUGUUUGACAGACAAGAUGGAACUAAUCUCUUUUUAACAGUUAUUUUUUUUGUUUUGUGUGAAAAAUGAAACAGUUUUUAGAUUAUUUUACUAAAAAAAUUAUUAGUGUCAAUACAUAUAUUUUUUUUAAGUUAGAGCUAACUAUGUUGUUAAUAUUCUAAUCUUGUG